AUGUCCCCUAAUCCAGUGGACUACUUUGGGAUCAUCAACUUUCGCCGCUUUAUUGAGCCCCCGAAGGCUGGAACAUACUACAUUCGUUGUAGUGUUGGCGCCCUUCGGUGUAAAUUCUCUGUUCAGCAGCUGAAAGAAGAGUCAGUUUCCGAGAUUGCACGGGAUAUACGCCUCACAACACUGCAAUAUACAUCUACAAUAUCCGUCCAGCAGAGCCUUCGAUUCUCAGAAGAUCAUAUAUCUAAGACUCUCACAUUAGCGCUGCGAGGCACUGGAAACCUAGGGGUUUCUGUGGUUUCCCACUGGACAACAUUCGAUUAUGCAGGUCUUGAUUUCUCCGGCGCCAGUCUUAAUGGGCAAAAAGCAUCAGUCAUAUUUGCCAACCCCAUGAUUGUAAACGCAUGGAACCUCACAAUAGCACCUGUGGCUGUCGUCACAAAGAAUGGGUCUGGAGGCUACUGGAUUCGCGCUACGAAUACCUCAACUGGUUGGGAACGAUUCAGCCAAUCUAACAGCAUGGAAAGUCUGUUUUCUACACAGUGA
Penicillium samsonianum is the source of this 543-nucleotide messenger RNA. RefSeq lists its product as uncharacterized. The coding region runs from base 1 to 543 and encodes 180 amino acids. The transcript has a single exon. The record is from RefSeq and is a predicted model, not a curated record. Lineage: Eukaryota; Fungi; Ascomycota; Eurotiomycetes; Eurotiales; Aspergillaceae.